Molecule: messenger RNA, 1415 nt
Organism: Phlebotomus papatasi
Lineage: Eukaryota; Metazoa; Arthropoda; Insecta; Diptera; Psychodidae
Product: NECAP-like protein CG9132
Exons: 5
Coding region: 127-867 (246 amino acids)
Biological process (GO): endocytosis
Cellular component (GO): membrane; clathrin vesicle coat
Source: RefSeq, a predicted model, not a curated record
UUUGUCCGCUGGGUUUUCUCAGUUUUGACUUGUGUCACGAAGUUUUGGUUUUGGAAUUUGUUGGUGGAGUUUUUUCUUCAUUCACGGAAGUUUCCCAGUGUUAAAUUGUGCUGCGUGCGUGAAAGAAUGGAAACGUACGAGAGUAUCCUGCUGGUGAAGCCCGAGGUGUUUGUGUACAAAAUACCCCCACGUACCUCCAACAGGGGAUACAGGGCUGCGGAUUGGAAUCUGCAGGAACCGACUUGGACGGGGCGUAUGCGUCUGGUGUCCAAAGGUACAGCUAUAUCCAUGAAGCUGGAGGAUAAGACAUCCGGAGCCUUGUUUGCCAAUUGUCCCAUUGAAACAUAUCCGGGAGUUGCUGUUGAGGCAGUCACAGACAGUUCCCGAUACUUUGUCAUUCGGAUUCAGGACGAUAAUGCAACAGGAAGAUCUGCAUUCAUCGGGCUGGGUUUUGGUGAUCGAUCUGAUUCCUUUGAUCUCAAUGUGGCACUUCAGGAUCACUUCAAGUGGGUGAAGAAUCAGGAGCAGAUAGAAAAGGAAAAGGAGGCACCACGACAGGAGUUGGAUUUGGGAUUCAAAGAGGGCGAAACUAUCAAGAUUAACAUGAAAAUCACUAAAAAAGACGGGAGUGAAUCGUCAUCGAGAACUGGCAAGGCUAAAGGAGCCAGUGGCGUGGGAAUUCUUCCUCCACCUCCUGGGGUGGCCAGCAAAAUAGCUCCGCCACCGGGACAGCCGAAAGUUAGCCCCGCAGCCUCACCCUCCCAUCGACCCGCUGGUCAGACCGAAUGGGGCGAUUUCACUUCCGCGGGAAGCCAACAGGCUCCGCAGCAGCCCCAACAGGCAAAUUCAAACUGGGUGCAGUUCUAAUAAAUUGGACAUAAAAUUGAUGGACAUGGAUUCUCGGGAAUCAUCUCAAAGGAAUAUAUCGUUGACUAACGUGUUACGCUAUUUCCGAGAUAUAGCAUGUAUACACCUAAUUUCUCUCGAUAUAGUUUAUAUAUUUAACGUGGUAAGGACAAAGAAAUGCCCGCAAACUUUUUUUUUUAGGAUAAGUUUUCAAAUUUAUAUAUUUUCCAAAACUAUAUUUUUUGGCAUUUAUUUUUUUCUUUUUGUAUUUUUGAUUGUACAAUAUAUCGUUGGUAUUAAUCUUGCUCUAGAGAAUAUUUGCUUCAAAGUAAAACAAAGAAAACAUUUAUCACGAAUGAAAGGUGAAGAGAAAAGUUUAAGAAAAAAACAUAAAGAAAAUAGCGAAAAGAGUAGUGAAAAAAUGUACUUAUUUUUGAAGGACAAAUGAUAAAAAGAAACGAAGAAAAUGGAAAAUAUGUUGCAUAUUGACGUUAUAACAGAAAGAUAGUACGUGUGAAGAUGUAUUAUUUAGAUGAGAAAAUAAAUUUAAUGAAAACAUUCCAAGAAAA